Messenger RNA from Corticium candelabrum, 1079 nucleotides. RefSeq names its product vertnin-like. Gene Ontology annotation, molecular function: cysteine-type deubiquitinase activity. The transcript has a single exon. The record is from RefSeq and is a predicted model, not a curated record. Bases 375 to 1079 code for a protein of 234 amino acids. Gene Ontology annotation, biological process: protein deubiquitination. NCBI's taxonomy places the organism in Eukaryota, Metazoa, Porifera, Homoscleromorpha, Homosclerophorida, Plakinidae.
UUGUAAGUUCCACAGCUGAAGCAUAGUCCUUUGUUUUAUGAGUAUUUGCCAUUCUCUGCUCUUGGUUGGUUUUGUUCUUCUUCUUACUUGAGACUGUGUAACUAACAUUACGUUACAAGAAAAGCUCCUAGUAAUUAUCACCCACCAGAUUACAAUUAUAUAAUAGGCAACCUGAUAUCACAUGUAGACCCAUGAUGCUCCCUCAUGUGGAUGACUCAACCGGAUGAUGACUGUGACUCAACCGGAUGACUAGAGUCUAGGGUAUGCACUGAGUAUGGGGCAUGGAGAGAUAAUGAUCCAGAUGGUCUAUGCCAAGUACACAAUCUAUAUAAGAACACAGUUUCUAGCACUAGGAUUAGAAGUAGUAGUUGUUAAUGUUCAGCAAGCUCAACACGAAUGUUAGUAGUGCGGUAUGGCUGAUUUUUUUGUUUUCAACGCCCACCAUUGGUAGCUUUGAAAUUGAUCAUGUUGCUACUCAGUUACUGCCAAAGGAUGCUCCUGACAAUUCAGUACCAGUGAAAGUGCUAGGAGAUGGUAACUGUCUCUUUCGGGCUGCAAGCUUUCUAGCUUAUGGCAAAGAGGACCACCAUGACCAACUUCGUGCUGCUGUGAUGACAGAGGUAGAUGACAACGUCGAGCACUAUGCUGAUCUGUUUCUAGGCCAUGCGCGUCAAGCCAGUGGUGACGGUCAAUGUGUAGAUCUACUUUCCCAAACUCUUGGCGAUGGACCAAGCCACACGUUUUCCUCAUUGCUGAUGCAAAAGUCUUCUCUUCGUGAUUCAUACGUUGCUGGCGUAGAAGCAGAAGUGAGAUUAUGUUCAAAGUUGGGUACUUGGUGUGGCAUGCUUGAAUUAGCUGGCUUGGCUACUGUCUUUGGACGCCCAGUACGCUCUGUCUACCCAACAAAGUUUCGCUUCGCCUGCCAUGCUUUCAUGAAUGCUACAUUUUAUCCUCGUCAGCUAAUGCAACAAGAACUGCAGCAGGAACAAAUCCCCGCAAUAAUCAUGUGGUCUUGCAUGACAAUGUCGGUGGGCAACUCACCCAGUCCAAACCAUUUUGUGCCUUUGUCAUCCCAAUGA